GCUGUCGGGGGGGUGUUCCCCAGGGGCGCGGCCCCAGUGAGGCGGUGGCGGCGUCUCCUGCCGAGGACGCUCUGGCAAGAAAUCACUGGAGCCAGGCGAUUGGACUCUACGUCCCUCAGAAGCCAGUGUUUUCAAGCGGGCCGCGAUGGGGCCGGGUUGAGCCACCCGCCGCGGGAGGAGCAGGGCGGCCACGGAUGGAGGGGCCCGUGGAGCUCAGCCCAGAGGCCGUGCUGCGUUUCCUCGCGGAGCGCGGGGGCCGGGCCCGGCACGCCGAGCUGGUGCAGCACUUCAGAGGUGCUCUGGGCGGCGAGCCGGAGCAGCGCGCCCGCGCCCGCGCUCUCUUCAAGGAACUGGUCAAUGCCGUGGCCACGGUGCGCACCGACCCUGCUGACGGCUCUAAGUACGUGCACCUUAAAAAGAGGUUCUGCGAGGGACCCCCCCAGUCAGAAGCCGCGCCCUCGCGUGACCUGCCCAGCAUCUCGGUGACCGUAGAGCCAGAGUCCAGUAGCGGCGCCCCAAGGACGCCCGACGGCCGGGUCGAGACCCAGGAAGGCGGCUUGUGCCCAGAGGUGGCGUCUCCCGAGGCGUCCUCGGGUCCAUACUGCGAGCAGAGCCAUGGGGAGACACCGGCUGCCGCGCUUGGGCCGCCAAGCCUGACUGGCGACAGCCUGAGCGGGCCGCCGCUGAGCGGCGGGGCCCGGAGGAAAAGCUCUCAGCGCGAGGUCCAGCCUUCCCCUCGGGGACCGGACCCCGGGCCCAGCGAGGACCUAGAGCCCCCACCCCAUGGCUGCGAGGAGACGGACGCGGGCAGCUCCCCCGGCGGCGGCGUCACCACCCCAAAAUCUACGCGCCAGAACCUUAGGGACCUUGUGAUGGGCAGCUCACCGCAGCUGAAGAGGAGCGUCUGUCCUGGGGGCAGCAGCGCGGGGACCUCCUCUGGGGGAGGACGCGGCAAAGGCGGGGGCGACUCAGACAGCGCAUCCGUCGCUUCGUCGUCGGCAGAGGAGGAGAGCAGCGGUGGGGGCUCCGUGACGCUGGACCCUCUGGAACACGCCUGGAUGCUCUCAGCCUCUGACGGCAAGUGGGAUAGCCUGGAAGGGUUGCUCACCUGUGAGCCCGGCCUGCUGGCCAAGAGGGACUUUAUAACUGGCUUCACCUGCCUGCACUGGGCCGCCAAGCAUGGCAGACAGGAGCUCCUUGCCAUGCUGGUCAAUUUCGCUAACAAACACCAGCUGCCAGUGAACAUUAACGCCAGGACGAGCGGAGGUUACACUGCCCUGCACUUAGCUGCCAUGCACGGGCACGUGGAGGUGGUGAAGUUGCUGGUGGGGGCUUACGACGCAGACGUGGACAUUAGGGACUACAGUGGGAAAAAGGCCUCUCAAUACCUGAGUCAGAGCAUCGCUGAGGAGAUCAAGAACCUGGUGGGAGCCCUGGAUGAGGAUGAUGGAGAGAGUGCCACGGGCAGCGGGGGUGGGCGAUGGAGGCUUUCAAAGGUGCUCCCUUCACACCUCAUCACCUACAAACUCUCACAUGUCUUAGAGGAUGGAGGGGAUCAUCACCAUCACCACCACCACCACCACCACCACCACUUGACUGAGGGAUGGGCUGGAGGCAAAGCAAAGGAUCCAGGUCGCAAGGCCUCCGGCAGCUCUAGUGGACGAAUAAAACCCAGACUCAACAAAAUCCGCUUCCGAACCCAGAUCAUCCACACUACACCCUCUUUCAGAGACCCAGAGCAGCUACUGGAGGAAGGAGAGGAGGAAGAGGAGGACCGGGCUCUUAAAAGCCACUCAUCUUCAUUCAAAUUGAGACCGAAGUCCAAUGUAUUUGGGUAAAAAUAAUUUCUUUUAGAAAAUUCUAGGUUUAUUUGUUUUCAGGAAUAGAAUACUAGGAGUAGGCAAGAAAGUAAGACCAGAUAAGAGGUUAAAUUCUGCAUUCUGACUUGGGAAGUUGGAAUGGAUGGGAGGAAUUACCAUAACCUAGCAUUCUGGGUGAAGUAAAUUUCCAAGUGAUUUCAUCAAACCUUGCCCUAGGCCUCUUUUCCAUAUGCCACCCCUCUGCCCUGGAGUCCCUGUUUCUGAGGACUGGAAAUGUAUUUAAAUUGGGUGUACAGAAUUGAUGAUUAAGGGAUCCUUUGAUUUUACCAUUACUGGAUGCCAUGCAAAGUAAGGAAUGUUGCGCUUUUAUGUUUCUGUUUUUAAAAGUGGUUACUCUUCCAAGAGUGACAAGAAAUGCAAAUUGUAAUGAAAUUUUAAGUGUGAACAAAACUACAUACUGCCCUGAUUUUUGUUUUUUGUUUUUUACUAAUUACAUUUGGCUUUAGAGUAGAUACAGUAGAGAUACUACUGAAGGUCAGGUCAAGGUUGAAAUACAAAAAGCUGUUUAGAGAAUAAUGUGAGUAAAAAUGGUAUCCUGUUUGUAUUAGGUAGUGCUCAACUAUUUUUUAAAUAGCAAUUUCAACUUUAAUUACUGAACUAAAGAAAUAGGCAGCAUUCACUUUUAAGUUAAUCUGUACUCUGGUUUUCUUUUAACUGUCUCUAAGACCACUGCACUUAGUGUUAAGGUACAUUAUUAAUAACUACACAAAAUUUUAUUUGAAGAAAACACUUGAUGACCUAUGGUACUUUUAAGUAAAAUGUUGCCUCUGGUUCUGAUUCUCAGUAAUUUGUUUUGCUAGUCUAACAGUCUAAAUUUGUCAGAGUUUUUAUUCUGGGGAUCAUUUGUUCUAUUUGACAUGACCCUAUUUGGUGGUGCUUAGAGUUGAAUUGCCUACAGAAGCUGUUUCUGGUUUAGAGGACUAGCAAAAAUUGGCAUAAAUGCUAGUCAGCUUAUGCUUCUGUGAAGUAAUUAUUAAAUCAACUUAAUGAUUCUCACAUAAGGUACACUUUUUAUUUUAUUAAUAAAAUACAUUCAUAGUCUGUGCUUUGUACAAUGUUUGCAAAUAUUUCUAAUACUAAAGACUUUCAACUUUUCAGUGUUUCCUUGAAUCUAUUAGAGACAUACAGUGAAGUUACUGAAAAGCUGGAUAGUAAAUCUACCCAGUUAAAAAUAGCACUUUAUAAAAGGGACAAGAGAAGAGAUGGAACUGUAUCUUUAUUUAAAUGCUGCUGGCUAUUGAAUUCCUUUGUAUGUAAAUGAAAAUGCCUUUCAUUAAAAUUAAGGGUGUAGUCCUUAAUUACAUUUCAUUCAAAUUUGUUAGAGUAAAUGUCUUUAUAAUUAUUAUAAAAUUUAACUCACAAGCAUAUUAAAUCAAUUUGUAACUAGAUUCAAAACUAUUUUGUGGGAGACUAAUUCUAACAAGUCCUUCUCCCUUAGUCUUUUUGGUCUCAUAAUUGCUGAAACAUAAGUACCUGCAGCCUCUAGAGAUUAAGGAGUGAGUUAACAGCUUGCAGAGUGAGUGAACCAGUAUAUGAAUCACACUGAAUUGCAGAGUUUAGAGAGUUCUUAGAUCUUUACUUUCCCAAGUCAAAGAUUUGUACCAAGUUUGUUACACCUCUCUAGAUAGCAAUUGAAUUUGUUUAAAGGUGUAUCAAAAAUAUUCACAUAAAACAUAUAAACUAUUAUCCAUUUGUGUGCCUGUUUUGUUUUAGGAUUAUGGAAAUGGACUGUACGUUUGACAAGCACUUUUAUGCAUACAUGUGGGUAAAAACAGUCUAAUUUUGUAUAAAUUAAAAGGGGGCUCUUUGAAGGUGAAAAGCAGCCAUUUGUUCUGAAUCCUAUACAUAUUACCUGUAGCUAGUGCCUGACAAGCUUUAUAACUUCCCACUGAGGAAUCUUACAUUUCAUUGACAUGUGUAGUUAAAGUCAACUAUAAAAAGUAGAUACUUCAGAACCAUCUAAAUGUUCUAUUGAAAUCAGUAUUAAUCUUGAAAUGUGUAUGUUAGUAACUAAUUGCACAAAAUCUAUAAUUUACUGGAUCUUUAGAGAUUGAGUCAACACUUCAUUUAACCUGAUUUUCACACUAAGGAUAUUAGCUUUUCAAUAAAAUAUACUUUAAAUUUUCAAAUUCAUUCCUGAGGGGAACAACUUCUAGCAUUCCUUGUCAUGAUGUGCUUGUGUGCCAUAAGUAUAACAUUUUCAGCUACUUAACUAUACAUUCCUCUAAUUUUUCAGUUUCCAAGUUGAGAUUAUUAAAAGCAAAUUAUUCAUAUAAUUUGAUUUUGUGGAGUUGUGUCUGCCAUUAAUGGAAAUAUAUAUGUCAAUUACUUAGAUAUUUGUUAAUAUGAAGCUGUGUGGUUAAAAAAUCCAAGUUGCCCACGUGUCUUAUAGGUACAUUUGAAACUAGUGAAUGCUUGUCACAAUUCUCUUCACUUUUAUGGUAUGUAAAAUGCAACUAGCUUAUAUAAAUUGAAAAUCUGGUACUAUUUUAUUCAUGCCUGAAAUCUUGGGGUCCAGGAUGCCUCAUCUCUUAUAUUUUAAAUGAGUGACUCUUUGGGAGUUUAGAGUGUAUAAUUUGUAAAAAUUUGUUUUGUCAAAAUAAAAGGUUCACACUAGA
Felis catus (domestic cat) is the source of this 4498-nucleotide messenger RNA. It is a transcript of the gene SOWAHC, whose product is annotated as sosondowah ankyrin repeat domain family member C. Lineage: Eukaryota; Metazoa; Chordata; Mammalia; Carnivora; Felidae. The record is from RefSeq and is a predicted model, not a curated record. Gene Ontology annotation, molecular function: protein binding. The transcript has a single exon. Bases 195 to 1838 code for a protein of 547 amino acids.